GCUUUAGUUAAUGACGCCUCCUUUUCCGGGAGAUUUGAAAGGUUACAAAAUGUCAAAAUUUCAUUUCAAAAUUUGUGAGUAAUUUAAUCCCGGAUAUUCAAAUGCACCAAAUCAUAGUGAAUUGAUAAUGUAUUAGUGAAUAUGACGUGUGCUCGAUGUGGCUCUGGAGUUUAUGAAGCAGAAGAUCAAAUAACACUGAAUAAAAUUUGGCAUAAAUGCUGCUUUUCUUGCCGUUGUUGCAAUACUAAAUUGGACAAAUGCACGGCAAAAAUUUUUCAAGGCCUUGUCGUGUUGUAUCUUCUCCGAGUUGUAUAUGCAUUAAAAAAGGAGGUGCUGCUCCAAACAAUACAUCUUCUUUUGAUUAUUCCGAGAAAUACGAUAUUUGCUCAGGACCUGAACAAAAAGUUGAGUGCCCGAAAAUUGUUCAAUCCUGUAGUUGCCUAGUCGACACCAAGAAAAAUACUAAACCGUACUGUUUUGCGUUUCCGAUUCCCAGAGAAGUAGCGAAUUAUUAUAAUAGAAGCAACAUGAGAAAGACAGCGAAUAUAUACAC
Messenger RNA from Leptinotarsa decemlineata (Colorado potato beetle), 553 nucleotides. RefSeq lists its product as uncharacterized. NCBI's taxonomy places the organism in Eukaryota, Metazoa, Arthropoda, Insecta, Coleoptera, Chrysomelidae. Gene Ontology annotation, biological process: actin cytoskeleton organization. Gene Ontology annotation, cellular component: cytoplasm. The record is from RefSeq and is a predicted model, not a curated record.